GAUCCUCAACUUCACCAAAACGGGGCCAAAAAACCAUCACUCAUCAUCAACAAGGAAAUCUCAUCUAUCUUCCAGCCAAAUUAAACCCCAAAUAUCUCAAAAUUAGCAUCGAAAAUCUCUAGCUAAAAAAUGGUUACCUCGUACCUAAUUUCAGUUGUCUCUCAUCACAUCAGUUCAUAUGUCUCUCCCUCCAUUCGCACCUCUCAAAAUAAAUAGAUCACUCCCUCAUCUUCCCUUACCAUCGAAUCCAAUCCAAAAACACUUGCUCAAACACCAUCAAAGCCUUCGCAAGUCUUAUUCUUAGAAGAACAAACGAAAGCAACAAUGAAGCACCAAUUCAUUGUCCUCUCACUCCUAUUCCUCAUCUGCACAGCCCCAACCUCAGCUCAGCCAGCAGCCUCCCCAGCACCCCCGCCAGAGUUGCCGACGCCGUCUCCUGUGUCCCCGCCGCCAGAUUCCCCUCCCCCGCCGCCGCCCCCCCAAGCCAGCAUCUUGAAGAUCCUCGAGAAGGCGGGCGGCUUCACUGUCCUGGUCAAGCUCCUCCGCAGCACCCACGUGUCUGAUCAGGUGAACUCGCAGCUCUCCGACCUCAAUGACGGCAUCACCUUCUUCGCGGCGGACGAUGCCGCCUUCUCGGCCCUCAAGGCCGGGACCCUCAACUCCCUCUCGAACGAGCAACAGGUGCAGCUCCUGCAGUUCCACGUGGUGCCCACCUACCUGUCCAUGUCCCAGUUUCAGACGGUGAGCAACCCUCUCAUGACCAAGGCCGGGGGCACAGGCGGCAAAGAAUUCCCGCUCAACGUCACCACGAACGGCAACCGAGUCAGCGUCUUCACCGGGGUCGACGGGGCCUCGGUGACAAAGACGCUGUACACGGACGGCAAGCUCGCGGUGUAUCAGGUGGACAAGGUGCUCCUCCCCCUCAGCAUCUUCUCGGUGGACGGCACCUAUGCGCAGGCGCCAACUCCGCCAAGGAAGAAGCCUGUCGAGCUGGGCGUCUCGGGCUCGAGUGAAGUCGGGAAGGUGAAGACUGGGGACGUCCUUCGUCUAGUCGUCGGUGUUGGGGUCGCCGGUGUCGUCGCUUCGCUCGGUUUGUGAUCUGAAAAUGGCGAUUUUCUGGUUUUUUCAGUAAAUUGGUAGUAGCUCCUUUUGGUUUCCCAGUGCACAACGUGUUGAUAUGGGUCGAGAGACGAUAUCUCUCUUGAAACUGGAUUUGUUUGUUUUUUUUCCGUCUCUCCUUUUGUUUCUUCCUUUGGGUAUUUGUGACCAUCGUUUUUGGAUUCGAAUGUAAUAAAGUCUUCUCUUUUAACU
Messenger RNA from Syzygium oleosum, 1311 nucleotides. Its product is annotated as fasciclin-like arabinogalactan protein 12. The transcript has a single exon. Bases 325 to 1098 code for a protein of 257 amino acids. The record is from RefSeq and is a predicted model, not a curated record. NCBI's taxonomy places the organism in Eukaryota, Viridiplantae, Streptophyta, Magnoliopsida, Myrtales, Myrtaceae.